Trachemys scripta elegans is the source of this 2537-nucleotide messenger RNA. RefSeq names its product stathmin 4 (gene STMN4). Gene Ontology annotation, cellular component: neuron projection; cytoplasm. The transcript is spliced from 6 exons. The record is from RefSeq and is a predicted model, not a curated record. Gene Ontology annotation, biological process: regulation of microtubule polymerization or depolymerization; neuron projection development; microtubule depolymerization. Gene Ontology annotation, molecular function: tubulin binding. The coding region runs from base 155 to 724 and encodes 189 amino acids. NCBI's taxonomy places the organism in Eukaryota, Metazoa, Chordata, Testudines, Emydidae.
AGAGCCUGGCAAGCAGGGCUGAUGCUGGCAGGAGCCCUUAGCAGCAUUAAGUGAAUGAGGAGCACCGGGAGCGACAGCCAGAGCAGGUGUUGGGGGCCCCGAGAAAGCUUCUGGCUACACUUGAUUCCCAGCCUGCUGAAGGAACCCGAGCGCCAUGACUCUGGCCGCGUACAAAGAGAAGAUGAAGGAGCUCCCCCUUGUGUCCUUGUUCUGCUCCUGCUUCCUGGCCGACCCCUUGAACAAACCAGUGUAUAAAUACGAAGCAGACACCGUCGACCUCACCUGGUGCGUCAUUUCGGACAUGGAAGUCAUCGAGCUGAACAAGCGCACCUCGGGCCAGUCCUUCGAGGUGAUCCUAAAGCCGCCGUCCUUCGACGGGAUCCCCGAGUUCAACGCCUCCCUGCCCCGGCGGCGCGACCCCUCGCUGGAGGAGAUCCAGAAGAAGCUGGAGGCGGCUGAGGAGCGGCGGAAGUACCAGGAAGCGGAGCUCCUGAAGCACCUGGCGGAGAAGCGGGAGCACGGGCGGGAGGUCAUCCAGAAAGCCAUCGAGGAGAACAACAACUUCAUCAAGGCGGCCAAGGAGAAGCUGGCGCAGAGGAUGGAGUCCAACAAGGAGAACCGGGAGGCCCACUUGGCCGCCAUGCUGGAACGCCUGCAGGAGAAGGACAAACAUGCGGAAGAGGUGCGGAAAAACAAGGAGCUCAAGGAAGAAGCCUCCAGGUAGAGAGGCCAGGACGAUGGCGGUUUGGACUGACAGCGCCGGUGAAGCUUUGCGACCGAUGAUGGGGAGUUCCUCUGCUUGCUUUGUUUGUGAAUGUAAAGAAUUGACCAGUGAAGCCAUCCUAUUUGUUUUGGGGGUGGGAGGGGAGAUGGGGAGGAGAGAGAUGGGGCAGGGAGGUGUUUGUUGGAGGGAGGAUGGGGAGGGCUGGGGGGGAAUAGACACACCCCGUUUGGGAAGUCUACAAUCCUCUCCACGGUUUCAUUUUUACUUCCUCAUCAUUAGUGUCCAAGAAAGAGUCCAAACGAACAAAGGGUCGGUGACGCUGGCUGUUAGGGGAGGUGACAUGACGGGGUGGGAGAGGGAUGCACAGCGUGGGUGACUUUAAUUUGGGGAUCAGGGCUGAGCGGACGGGGCUGCCCUGUCUGCAUCUCUCUGUAACUGUGGGCAGGAAAGUCGUCUCUCGGGGGUGCGUGUAGCCUGUUCUGUGUUUGCCAUGAACUUUGGUCAUUAAUACAAAUGAAACAUCUCCUCUCCGUGUCUCGGUCUUAUUCUUCUUUCUGUCUCUAAUGGCAGGCCUGUUGGGGGCCUGGCGCUGUUUGGCUUUGUUCUUCCCAGAAGCUCUUGCAGUCUUUUGGAAAUAAUGCUUUGCCAGCAAUUCAGUAUUGUCAGACAUUAAUUAACAGGUUUCCCACCCUCUCCCCCCAUGAAUGAGAAACAAUAGCUUCCUAGGAUGGCGUUAUCUGGUUGUAGGAGACACUUGUUUGGCUGCAGUGAAGUGAAGUUCAAAAUCCCUGUGAUCUCCCUGAGAGUGAGGAUUUGUCAGAGAGAGCCCAGGAUGUCUCUUCUAAUGAGAGAUCCCUUUUUCUAGGUAUGGAGCAGCAGAAAAUUUUGCUGCAGGUUGGAGUGAGGAAAGCGGUGGGAGGGCAAAAGGCACCUGUGGCUGGGAUUUCUGGGAGAAGAGACGUUUGGCUCCGUGGUGAGCUAGAGAGAAUCCAGCGCAGGGCAGCGGAAGUGAUGCUGAUGCAAGAAGUAGAGAAGAGGAGGGACUGAGGGAGCGCGGAUGAUAGAGCCAGGGAAGACGGGGGUGGGUAUCCGAUCACAGGUUAUAACUAGCUUCAGGCUAGCUGUGCCCAUGGAGAGGAGAAUUAUUGCUAAGGCCAGCAGGACAAGGAGUGAUGUCCCGAAGGGAAGUGAGGAAAAACUGAAGAUAGCUCUUCAGAAUGGUUUUGUCCAAGCUGGGCGGUGGAGUGGGCUCCCAGAGGAGAUGACGGAUGCCUCCUUGUUACAGAGUUCCAAGGGCACAUUAGGAAGGAAGAUAGUGGAAAGGGGUGACCGCCAGAUCCCUGGGUCGGGUUGCACUGAAAGACCAGCCAAUGCUGGUGUUCACAGCCCCAUGAGUGGGCUUGACCUGCCCUCUCACUCCUGGAAAAAGCAGGAAGGCUGAGGUGCGGUCCAGCCAGCUCUGAGCCAGAAGGCAGAGAGCCGGAGCAGCUGGCCUGCAGACAAAGCCUUCCAGCUAGACCGAGCCCUACCCGCCACAUCGAUUUCCAGCAAGUGAGGUCUCGCUGGCCACUCCAGCCGGAUAAGGCUUUUAGGGCAUUGAUUAACUGAGGGGCCUUGAUAAAAUGGCCUCUCUGGAGCUUUUAUGAUGAGAGCAAUUAAUCAGGGCCCAUCUCUUCAGAGAACAGCUCGGCACCAGAUCUGGCUGUGGGAGCUGGUGGGAGGGGGUGGGGAAGAGGCCAGGGAGUCUGUUCCAGUUGUGGCACCAGCUGUCUUUUUGUAUACAACCGUUGUAAAUAAACUGCCUUGGCAUUUC